CGCCGCUGUCCCUACACUCCAACGCACACACUACCCGGUCACUUGGAAAUUUCCCUUCAAACCGUGCAGGAUAAUAUUUUGCCGCUAAAUCAGCGGAAGUGUCCGCUACAGUGCGUCCUGCGAUGCGCCAGUGGAGCAUCUGAAGCUGUGAAGAUCAGCGCAUGCACACAAGGGAAGAAGGCGGCCUAAGGUGUAGCUGUUAACGCACGUAACAACAUGGUGGUGUUGUCGCUGAAAAUAUGCGUUCGGCACUGCAACGUGGUGAAAACCAUGCAGUUCGAGCCAUCCACAGCGGUCUACGACUCCUGCAGGAUCAUACGUGAGAGAGUUCCUGAGGCACAGACGGGACAGGCUUCGGAUUAUGGUCUGUUCCUGUCUGAUGAAGACCCCAGAAAAGGCAUCUGGCUGGAGUCUGGCAGGACACUGGACUACUACAUGCUGCGAAAUGGGGACAUUCUUGAAUACAAGAAGAAGCAGAGGCCCCAGAAAAUCAAAAUGUUGGACGGGGCCGUUAAAACCAUCAUGGUGGAUGACUCCAAAACAGUCGGGGAGCUGCUUGUGACUAUAUGCAGUAGAAUAGGCAUCACCAACUAUGAGGAGUACUCUCUGAUUCAAGAGACACUGGAGGAGAAAAAAGAGGAUGGGAUGGGAACGCUGAAGAAGGACAGAACGCUGCUGCGUGACGAAAGGAAGAUGGAGAAGCUUAAAGCCAAACUGCACACGGACGACGACUUGAACUGGCUGGACCACAGCAGGACCUUCAGGGAGCAGGGAGUGGAAGAGAGCGAGAUGCUACUGCUGCGACGUAAAUUCUUCUAUUCGGACCAAAACGUCGACUCAAGAGACCCAGUCCAGCUCAACCUUCUUUAUGUGCAGGCUCGAGAUGACAUCCUGAAUGGUUCACACCCGGUGUCCUUUGACAAGGCAGGGGAGUUUGGCGGUAUUCAAGCCCAGAUCCAGUUUGGACCUUACAUCGAGCACAAACACAAACCUGGAUUCCUCGAUUUAAAGGAAUUCCUUCCCAAAGAGUACAUAAAGCAAAGGGGAUCAGAGAAGAAAAUAUUCCAGGAACACAAAAACUGUGGCGAAAUGACAGAGAUCGAAGCCAAAGUAAAGUACGUCAAAUUGGCGAGAUCGCUACGGACUUACGGAGUCUCGUUCUUCUUAGUCAAGGAGAAAAUGAAAAGCAAGAACAAGUUGGUGCCGCGCCUACUGGGUAUCACCAAAGAGUCUGUGAUGCGGGUGGACGAGAGGACCAAAGAUGUGGUACAAGAGUGGCCGCUCACGACCGUCAAGAGGUGGGCUGCCUCACCUAAGAGCUUCACACUGGACUUUGGGGAGUACCAGGAGAGUUACUACUCAGUGCAGACCACCGAAGGCGAGCAGAUCUCGCAGCUUAUUGCGGGUUACAUUGACAUCAUCUUGAAAAAGAAACAAAGCAAGGAUCGUUUUGGAUUGGAAGGUGACGAGGAAGCAACCAUGCUUGAGGAAUCUGUAUCUCCAAAAAAGUCCACCAUCCUCCAACAGCAGUUUAACCGCGUGGGCCGAGCGGAACACGGCUCGGUGGCGCUUCCCGGAGUCAUCCGAUCGGGCUCCAUCGGAACAGAGUCGUUAAGCAUGGGCUCCAUGCCGUCUCCUCAGCAGCAGAUUACCAUGGGUCAGAUGCACCGUGGACAUAUGCCACCGCUGAGUUCAGCCCAGCAAGCUUUAAUGGGAACCAUAAACACCAGCAUGCAGGCUGUGCAGAAGGCCCAGAUUGACCUGGGAGAAGUCGAUGAUCUACCUCCACUAGGACAGGAUAUGGCCUCAAAGGUGUGGAUCCAGAACAAGAUGGACGAAUCCAAGCAUGAGAUUCACUCUCAGGUUGACGCCAUCACUGCAGGAACUGCUUCCGUUGUCAACCUCACGGCCGGCGACCCGACCGACACGGACUAUACGGCAGUGGGCUGCGCUAUUACCACCAUCUCUUCCAACCUGACCGAGAUGUCAAAAGGAGUUAAGUUGUUGGCGGCUCUCAUGGAGGACGAGGUGGGCGGCGGUAAUGACCUAAUGAAGGCCGCCAGGACACUGGCAGGAGCCGUGUCCGACCUGCUCAAAGCUGUAGAGCCAGCAUCAGGAGAGCCCAGACAGACUGUACUGACAGCAGCAGGCAGUAUCGGCCAAGCCAGUGGAGACCUCCUGCGCCAGAUUGGAGAGAAUGAAACAGAUGAGCGGUUCCAGGAUGUCCUGAUGAACUUGGCCAAAGCGGUUGCUAACGCUGCUGCCAUGUUGGUCCUGAAGGCCAAAAAUGUAGCCCAGGUCGCGGAGGACACAAUCCUUCAAAACCGGGUCAUUGCCGCUGCCACCCAGUGCGCCCUGUCCACCUCGCAGUUGGUGGCAUGCGCUAAGGUGGUGAGUCCCACUAUCAGCUCCCCUGUUUGUCAGGAGCAGCUCAUCGAAGCUGGGAAGUUGGUUGACCGCUCGGUGGAGAGCUGCGUCCAGGCGUGCCUCUCGGCCACAGAGGACGGAGAGCUCCUCAAACAGGUGAGCGCGGCAGCCAGCGUGGUGAAUCAGGCUCUGGAGGAUCUGCUGCAACAUGUCCGUCAGUACACUUCUAGAGGAGAACCAAUUGGCCGCUAUGACCAGGCCACUGACACCAUCAUGACUGUCACUGAGAGCAUAUUCACGUCCAUGGGAGACGCAGGAGAGAUGGUCCGACAAGCUCGCGUCCUGGCCCAGGCCACCUCAGACCUGGUGAACGCCAUGAGGUCGGACGCCGAAGCGGAGGUGGACGUGGACAACUCUAAGAAGUUGCUGGCAGCGGCUAAAUUGUUGGCUGACGCCACUGCCAGGAUGGUGGAGGCGGCCAAGGGUGCAGCGGCCUAUCCCGAGAACGAGGAUCAGCAGCAGCGACUGAGAGAGGCUGCGGAGGGACUGCGAGUGGCCACUAAUGCUGCUGCUCAGAACGCCAUCAAGAAGAAGCUGAUCAACAGACUGGAGAAUGCUGCCAAGCAAGGUGCAGCCGCGGCCACUCAAACCAUCGCCGCCGCUCAGAAUGCUGCCGCCUCCAACAAGAACACAGCCGCUCACCAGCAGUUGGUUCAGAGCUGCAAGGCAGUGGCUGACCACAUCCCUCAGCUGGUCCAGGGGGUGCGCAGCAGUCAGGCCAAACCAGACGACAUCAGUGCACAACUUGCCCUCAUUAUUGCCAGCCAGAACUUCCUACAGCCUGGUACUAAGAUGGUGACUUCCGCCAAGUCAUCAGUUCCCACAGUGACAGAUCAGGCUGCAGCCAUGCAGCUGGGUCAGUGUGCCAAGAACCUGGCCACCUGCCUGGCAGAGCUAAGAACAGCCGCACAAAAGGCACAUGAAGCCUGUGGCCCCAUGGAGAUUGACUCUGCAUUGACUGCUAUACAGACAUUAAAGAAUGAGCUGCAGGACGCCAGGCUAGCUGCUGGCAACGGGCAACUAAAACCUCUGCCGGGAGAAUCGUUGGAAAAGUGCGCUCAGGAGCUGGGCAGCACCUCCAAAUCGGUCGGGUCCUCUAUGGCACAGCUACUCACCUGUGCAGCCCAAGGCAAUGAACACUACACAGGCAUAGCGGCAAGAGAAACUGCACAGGCUUUGAAGACACUGGCACAGGCGGCUCGUGGGGUCGCAGCAUCCACCACCGAUCCCAAAGCGGCCGCCGCCAUGCUGGAGUCGGCCCGCGACGUCAUGGAGGGCUCUGCGCUUCUCAUACACGAAGCCAAAGAGGCGCUCGUCAGCCCUGGAGAUGCUGAGAGCCAGCAAAGGUUGGCCCAGGUGGCUAAAGCCGUGUCUCAUUCAUUGAACAACUGCGUGAAUUGUCUGCCUGGUCAGAAAGAUGUUGACAUGGCUCUCAAGAGCAUCGGGGAGGCUAGCAAGAAGCUCCUCAUUGAAAGUAUCCCGCCAGCCUCCAAGACCUUUCAAGAGGCGCAGCGCGAGCUCAAUCAGACGGCGGCUGAUCUGAACCAGUCUGCGGGCGAGGUUGUUCACGCCUCCAGGGGCUCCAGCAGCCAGCUGGCGGUGGCGUCUGGCAAGUUCAGUGAAGAUUUUGAUGAGUUCUUGGACGCCGGCAUUGAGAUGGCAGGGCACACUCAGAAGAGGGAUGACCAAGUGCAAGUCAUCAGUAACCUGAAGAACAUCUCCAUGGCCUCUAGCAAGUUGUUGCUGGCUGCCAAGAGCUUAUCAGUAGAUCCUGCAGCAGCCAAUGCCAAGAACCUGCUAUCAGCUGCUGCAAGAGCUGUGACUGACAGUAUCAACCAGCUGAUCACGCUGUGCACUCAGCAGGCACCUGGCCAGAAGGAGUGUGAUAACGCACUGAGGGAGCUCGAGGCCGUACGGGGAAUGCUGGACAACCCCAACGAACCUGUUAAUGACCUCUCCUACUUUGACUGCAUCGAGAGUGUCAUGGAAAAUUCCAAGAUCUUGGGAGAGUCAAUGGCUGGAAUUUCCCAGAACUGUAAGACAGGAGAUGUGAUGUCAUUUGGAAGCUGUGUCGGAUUGGCGUCCAAAGCCCUUUGUGGGCUUACUGAAGCUGCUGGACAGGCAUCCUACCUGGUGGGUGUGUCGGAUCCCAAUAGUCACGCAGGUCACCAGGGCUUGGUGGACCCCAUCCAAUUUGCAAAAGCCAACCAGGCAAUCCAGAUGGCCUGUCAGAAUCUUGUGGAUCCAGAGAGUAGCGCAUCGCAGGUACUCUCAGCAGCCACAAUUGUGGCAAAGCACACGUCAGCGCUGUGCAAUGCCUGCCGUCUUGCCUCCUCGAAGACCACCAAUCCCGUCGCCAAGAGGCACUUUGUUCAGUCGGCUAAGGAGGUGGCCAACAGCACAGCCAACCUGGUCAAAACUAUUAAGGCUCUUGAUGGAGAUUUCUCUGAUGAGAACAGGAACAGGUGUCGAGUAGCAACCGCUCCACUCAUUGAAGCCGUUGAGAACCUGACAAUAUUUGCAUCUAACCCAGAAUUCGCCAGCAUCCCAGCUCAGAUCAGUCAUGAGGGUACAGUAGCCCAGGAGCCCAUCAUCCAAUCAGCACGCUCAAUGCUCGAUAGCUCUACCUAUCUGCUCAAGACUGCACGCUCGUUGGUAAUCAACCCGAAAGACCCGCCCACCUGGUCUGUUCUGGCCGGUCACUCUCGCACAGUCUCCGAUUCCAUCAAAAGUCUCAUCACAGCCAUCCGGGACAAGGCCCCCGGCCAGCGCGAGUGCGACUCGUCCAUUGAUAACAUCAACAAAUGUAUCCGAGACAUUGAGCAGGCCUCUCUGGCAGCGGUCAGCCAGAAUUUACCCAGCAGGGACGACAUCUCUCUGGAGGCACUGCAAGAGCAGCUGACGUCCUCCGUUCAGGAAAUUGGCCACUUAAUCGACCCUGUUUCCACUGCUGCUAGAGGCGAAGCUUCACAACUAGGACACAAGGUGAGUCAGCUGGCUGGCUACUUUGAACCGCUGAGUAAAGCAGCAGUGGGCGUUGCAUCCAAAUUGAGGGACCACCAGCAGCAGAUGACCUUCCUAGAUCAGACAAAGACCUUGGCCGAGUCCGCCUUGCAGAUGCUUUAUGCAGCCAAAGAGGGUGGAGGGAACCGCAAGGCAUCCCACACACACGACGCCAUUGCCGAGGCGUCCCAGCUCAUGAAGGAAGCAGUGGAUGACAUCAUGGUGACAUUGAACGAGGCUGCCAGUGAAGUCGGCAUGGUCGGGGGUAUGGUGGAUUCCAUCGCAGAGGCUAUGGCCAAAUUUGAUGAGGGAACGCCCCCCGAACCUCAGGGCUCAUUUGUGGAUUACCAGACCAGUAUGGUUAAAUACUCCAAAGCUAUAGCGGUCACUGCUCAGGAAAUGAUGACGAAAUCAGUGACGUGUCCAGACGAACUCGGAGGUCUUGCCUCUCAAGUGACCGUCGACUUUAGCCAGUUGGCCGUCGAUGGACGGAUGGCUGCCCAUACCGCGGAGCCUGAAGAGAUUGGCUUUCAGAUCAAGACCCGAGUGCAGGAGUUGGGGCACGGCUGCAUCUUCCUGGUGCAAAAGGCUGGAGCACUACAAGUCACUCCUUCUGACAGCUUUACUAAGCGAGAGCUCAUCGAAUGCGCACGCGCUGUUACAGAGAAGGUGUCCUUGGUGCUGUCGGCUCUUCAGGCAGGUAACAAGGGAACACAAGCGUGCAUCACAGCGGCAAGCGCCGUGUCAGGCAUCAUCGCCGAUCUGGACACCACCAUCAUGUUUGCCUCUGCCGGAACGCUCAACGCAGAGAACGAUGAGUCCUUCGCCGACCACAGAGAAAACAUCCUAAAGACAGCCAAAGCUCUGGUGGAGGACACAAAGAUGUUGGUGUCUGGUGCCGCUUCCGGCCAGGACAAGUUAGCACAAGCCGCCCAAUCCUCUGCCAAAACCAUCACCCAGCUCACCGACGUUGUCAAACUGGGCGCGGCCAGCAUCGGCUCCGAUGACCCAGAGACACAAGUGGUUCUAAUAAAUGCUGUCAAAGACGUCGCUAAGGCACUAGCGGAGCUCAUCAGCGCUACCAAGUGUGCUGCCGGGAAAACGGCAGAUGACCCAUCCAUGUAUCAGCUUAAGGGCGCAGCCAAGGUAAUGGUGACAAACGUGACGUCAUUGCUGAAGACUGUGAAGGCCGUGGAGGAUGAGGCCACACGAGGCACCAGAGCGCUGGAGUCCACCAUUGAGUGCAUCAAACAGGAAAUGGCGGUAUUCCACUCCCGCGACCCCCCAAGCAAAACAACCACACCCGAAGAGUUUAUCCGCAUAACUAAAGGCAUCACCAUGGCGACAGCCAAAGCAGUGGCCGCUGGCAACUCUGCUCGACAGGAGGACAUCAUCCACACGGCCAACUUGAGUCGCAAGGCCAUCUCUGACAUGCUCGCCAGCUGCAAGCAAGCAGCUUACCAUCCUGAUGUCAACGAAGAAGUAAAGAACAGGGCGCUGAGAUUUGGAUCUGAGUGCACUACUGGAUAUAUUGAUCUGCUUGAACAAGUGCUUAUGGUGUUGCAGAGACCUACUGCUGAACAGAAGCAACAGCUUGCGGCCUGUUCAAAACGAGUGGCGGGAGCAGUCACAGAACUCAUUCAGUCAGCUGAGGCCAUGAAAGGUUCCGAGUGGGUGGAUCCAGAGGACCCAACGGUAAUCGCAGAGACCGAGCUGCUUGGGGCGGCGGCAUCCAUUGAGGCAGCUGCGAAAAAGCUGGAGCAGCUCAAACCUCGAGCUAAGCCCAAGCUGGCAGAUGAGACGUUGAACUUUGAAGAGCAAAUCCUAGAGGCCGCUAAGUCCAUUGCUGCUGCCACAAGCGCCCUGGUCAAAUCAGCCUCGGCCGCUCAGAGAGAGUUGGUGGCCCAGGGCAAAGUGGGCUCCAUCCCAGCCAACGCCAUAGACGACGGCCAGUGGUCCCAAGGCCUUAUCUCGGCUGCACGUAUGGUGGCAGCGGCCACAAGCAACUUAUGCGAGGCGGCUAACGCGUCCGUGCAAGGACACGCGAGCGAGGAGAAGCUAAUUUCUUCGGCCAAACAGGUGGCAGCAUCGACUGCACAGCUGCUGGUGGCCUGCAAGGUCAAGGCUGACCAAGACUCUGAGGCCAUGAGGAGGCUGCAGAUUGCUGGCAAUGCAGUAAAGAAGGCGUCCGACAACCUGGUGAGAGCGGCUCAGAAGGCAGCAUUUGACAAAGCUGAUGAAGACAACGUAGUGGUCAAGACCAAAUUUGUAGGAGGGAUUGCACAGAUCAUCGCGGCACAGGAAGAGAUGCUGAGGAAGGAGCGGGAGCUGGAGGAAGCUCGCAAAAAGCUGGCUCAGAUCCGACAGCAGCAGUACAAGUUCUUGCCGAGCGAACUGAGAGAGGACAACAACUAAAACAAACACACUUCUGACCUACUCUUGAAACAUUUCCUCUGCUGUGAGACUCGAUGAAAGCGAGCAGUCACAUGGUCUUAAAAACGAUUGCUGGAAAAAACAUUACGAUUGUGUCUCCACUACGACAACACAGCUACUUCGACUUAUCUCAAACCGAAUGUGACUCGCUUGGGAGUGACCGUGUGAAAUGUUUCAUUCAUAAAUGAUUGUUUACCAGAAUUGAAAAGCAUCAAUGUUGUGUGAAUGUCUUUUUAAUGCCCGUGAGAAGUCACGUGAGCGCAUUGACGAAGGAUGGUUUUACAUAUUUGUCGCUGUAAAUUUGACUCAUGGAUAUUUUUUUGUGCGUGCAGCCUCUCUCACUCGAAGUUGACUAACAGAGGCCAAUAAAGGAAUAUUUAUUUUUAAUGUUUUAAUCAGAUGAAAUUGUCACUCUUUGGGGAAAUCUGAUGCAAUAACAAGAAUGGUGCUGUAGAGGUCAGUGUCCUGUGCACAUCGAUGCAAAGUAAUCUUAAUACAGAUGUUUUGCUUUGACCAUCAAAUAAUUAGAAUUUGUUAAAUUGGCUGGCGAUAAGAAGUACUUCAAAGUAUAGAUUAUUUUCAAGGAGUGGUUUACUUAGUUUUCUCUACGGAAUCAUGCAAUAUCUCUUGAAUACGGAAGGCAUCAUGAAAGUGAUCAAGCACAGUUCUUUAGCAUGAAUUGAAAUAACCGUCAACCUUUAUUCUUUUUUUUUAGUGAAGGAAUGUGGCUUUAUACAUACACUACCUGCAAUAGAUGAGCCCUUUGUUAACCAAAAUGUGAUUGUUAUGACUUUCGGCCUUAUGUUUCGCCUGUGUUACAAAUUACAAUGCAACAAACUGUUACAUGUACAGGUAUCGUGUAAGACCAGGUUAGUGCAUGGCUUCAAUUGCAUUGUACCAUAACAAUUCAGACCUAUGUGGAUGCACAAAUACUUCAACAUAACUUAAAAUGGACAUUUUCGGGAUGAAUGAAGUUUUUUGUAUUUUUGUGUAUGUGACAUCAAGUGUUUUGUGCGUGCGCUCAUAGUAUUAUUAUUAUUAGUGCCUUAGUCCUUAGCCUAUACAGUGUCUACGAUGGUGUGUUUGACUGGAAGCACAAGCACGUCUGUAGGUAAUGGCGGUUCUCAUUUGUUGUUAUCGUGGGCGUUAACAUCAUCCAAGUGUACAAAUACCUGCAAUUGCACAAGGUUUCAUCAUAGUAGUACAUUUAACGAUGUUUUCGGGGAUUAUAGCAGUGGGUCACUGCAUAUGUGUCACGUCUUUCAUCAUUAUGACACAUUUAAAGGUCUUUUGGGCCUUGAGGGAUCUCCACUGUAUUUUUGUGAAGUUUCCAAUCAAUAUGAUAAAUAUAUAUAUAUACAUUAUUUCAUAGGUGUGGUGGAACUGGGUCACUGCAAUUUAGUCGUCUCUUACCUGACACAUUUCAGAAAGGUGAUACUUUUUUUUUUUUUUUUUUAAUUAUUAUUAUUAUACAGUGGUUGUCAUCAAUUUUUGAAUGGGAAAAGGCAUUCAUUUUGAAGGAUAAUGAAACUUGUUGACUGAAUUUAUCACGCUGAUUCAUGUACGGCAUUUUGGGAGAUGAUGAAUGGUUAACUGCAUUUUUUUAAUGUCUGACUUUCUUUAAGGCUUUUUCAUCUCUCUUCAUUUACAGGGCUAUUGUAGUACUGGUUCACUGGAUUUUCAUCAUGUUUAUCAACAAUGAUUCAUGUAAGGACAUUUUAGAGGACAAUAGAGGUGGUCCACUGCGAUUUUAUAAGGUAUACUAUCAUUCGAAUACAUGUAAGGCCUUACUGAUGGUGAUUGGACACUACUGCAUUUUUACCGUGUUUAUCAUUCUUGUAGAUGUAAGGCCGCUUGGAGAAUGAUAAAACUGGUCAACUGCAUUUUAAGUUUCUCGAUAUUCUGACAAAUUUAUAGGCCUUUUUGAAGAAUGCUAGUACGCAUGCACUGUAGGGCUGUAAAACACAACAAACUGGAUUUGCUUUUCAAUCAACUGCCUUUUUUUUAAGUGAUGACUGCAUACGCAUUUUUUUGACUCAUAAGUUUCCUCCCAUCUGCCCCUAUAGGAGUAUAGAAAAGGCUAUUUGACGUGAACAUUUGUGUCAACAUUGUAAUGUGUGAACUUCUACAGAUGUUGUACGUUUUCCCCUUAAGAUAGAUGAUAAAGAUGACAUAUAUAAGAUAUUUAUCCGGCCAUGAUAAAACUAUUUUUUUGUAUUUACUGGAAAUAAAGUGUU
Molecule: messenger RNA, 10100 nt
Organism: Corythoichthys intestinalis (scribbled pipefish)
Lineage: Eukaryota; Metazoa; Chordata; Actinopteri; Syngnathiformes; Syngnathidae
Gene: tln2a
Product: talin 2a
Exons: 58
Coding region: 217-7845 (2542 amino acids)
Biological process (GO): cell-cell adhesion
Cellular component (GO): ruffle; cytoskeleton; focal adhesion
Molecular function (GO): integrin binding; actin filament binding; structural constituent of cytoskeleton
Source: RefSeq, a predicted model, not a curated record